This is a messenger RNA of Branchiostoma belcheri (Belcher's lancelet), 1907 nucleotides long. RefSeq names its product GDP-fucose protein O-fucosyltransferase 2-like. Gene Ontology annotation, biological process: protein O-linked glycosylation via fucose. The transcript has 8 exons. The coding region runs from base 106 to 1434 and encodes 442 amino acids. The record is from RefSeq and is a predicted model, not a curated record. NCBI's taxonomy places the organism in Eukaryota, Metazoa, Chordata, Leptocardii, Amphioxiformes, Branchiostomatidae. Gene Ontology annotation, molecular function: peptide-O-fucosyltransferase activity.
UGAAGUCUUGUAAUGGUACAGUCCGUUCGGCAAAGUUUACUACGUUUGAAUUUCCCGCCCUUUAAAUCUUUCUUCUGAUUGGUCAAAUGUUGACAUCUGAACAAAAUGGCGGCGGGUAGGUGCUGGAAAGUCGUCUGCCUUGCGCUUUUCCUCAUUUUCUUCGGUUUACCGUCCUUAAUCGGCUGCAAUGACGAGAUAGACCAACAAUUCUUUCAGCCAGGGAUCCAGGGGAUGUUGAAAGUUGCUGCAGCAAAGCCUAGAAGGUACCUCCUAUAUGAUGUGAACCCAGGGGAGGGCUUCAAUCUACGUAGAGAUGUCUACAUGAGGAUAGCUAACCUGGUGAAGAAGCUACAGGAUCACGGGUCCUGGGUUCUAGUCCUGCCUCCCUGGGGCCGCCUGUACCACUGGAAAUCCAGCAUGGAGAAACAGCAGACCAAAAUCCCCUGGUCGGCUUUCUUUGACCUGGAGAGUCUGAACAGACACAUUCCUGUUAUCGAGUUUGAGGACUACAUAAAAGAAACUGGUGUAGCAGAGAUGGACGAGAUGUGGUACUUACAGAGCUACAAGGAUGGGUUCUUCCAGACAGGGAAAUGGGAGGAGAAGGUGGAUGAACGGGACUGUAAUGACCCUCCCGUCUACCACCCGGACCAGAGCGGGCAUUACCGCGGCUGGUUCUGGGGAUAUGACGAGGCGUAUGUGUUGAAGUUCAAGUGUGUGUCGGCACAGGCCAAUGCUGGGCUGAUGGUCAAACCUCUGACAGAAAAUACUACAGCAAGGUCCAUAGUGAUCAAUAGAGCAGAGGUUCUGAUACAUGAUGCCUAUGGACAGACAGACUACUGGGCUGCUAGGAGAAGCAUGCGUUUCUCCAAAGAGCUGAGGUUUGUAGGGAACGAGUUUCGGAGGAAAUAUCUGAACUCCACGGACAAGGAUGACAAAACAAUCAUGUGGGAAGACUGGAGAACAUUCAAGCCAGCAGUCGGGUCGGCUAAAGGCGGUCCUUACCUUGCUGUACACCUGAGGAGAGGAGACUUUGCUCGCAGUCACACUAAGAACGUCCCCAGUCUACAGGGGGCCGCCAAACAGAUCAAUCUCAUCAUGCAGGAACAAAAACUUGAGAAAGUUUACUUGGCAACAGACGCUAAUGACCAAGAAGUGAAAGAGAUACAGAAGACAGUGAAAGGUCUAGUGAGGUUCAAGCCCACAAAAGAGCAGCUUAACAAGUACAAGGAUGGUGGAAUUGCCAUCAUUGAUCAGUGGAUAUGUGCACAUGCCAGGUAUUUUAUAGGAACAGCUCUUUCCACCUUUUCCUUUCGUAUCCAUGAAGAACGCACAAUCUUGGGCUUUGAACCCAAAACCACCUACAACCGUCUCUGUGCUGACAACCAGAGUGAGAAAGAGUGUGAACAGCCUUCCCCUUGGCCAGUGGUCUAUUAACAAUAAAAAUGUCGGCAAUAGUUAUCAAAUUAGAUAGUAACUUGCCCUGUGUAGUGUAGUAGUCUUUUUUAGACUCUUCAGAAAAUAUAUUUUCCUUGUUCUGAAAAAAACAUUGUAUUCUCAUAUACUAGUAUAUUCCAUAGGGAUGCUGGGAUUGUACUAAAAAAUAGAUACAAUACGUUCUACAGAUUUUGUGAUAAAUAUUAUUUGGAUGCCUAACAGUUAAUAGGUACUUUUUAAUGCAAUAAAGACCAAUUAUUAGUAUACAUAGUGUAUUGAAAAUCUGCCAUAUUUCUAAACUAGUGCACAGUUCAACUAAGUGUUUUAUAUUUAUUGAUUUAAAUGGUGCUGGAUAUGUGCAGUAUUGUCUUGUCAUAGACCCAUGUUUUAGUAUAGUAAUAUUUGAUACCGCACAGUUAUCCAUAUUGUGCAAAAAGUUAUGUUUCAAUUUUUUCAAUGCAAUAAACUUUUUA